GUGCACUUGGCGGUCUUUAGGUCUUAAUCCUUCACUGCGAGAUCAUUCUGCACAUGUUUGUCUAGACUUGGCUCCCGAUGCAGUAUAUAUAAUCCGUCAAACCCGACGAAGGAGUGGUUGAUACUCAGCUUGUCCACCUGCAUCUUCCACACACGUUGGCUCUGGACGCCCUCGAAGUUCACCAUGACUUAUACCACCUUUUGGAAGAAGCUGUCGCCUUUACAGCUGAACAUAGCUAUCCAGACUUUCUCCCUAAUCUCCAUCUUUUUUGAAGGUUAUGACCAGGGUGUCAUGGGCGGCGUCAACAGUUCGCCCCGAUAUGUGCAGGAGGUAGGCAUUGGGACACCCGAUGGCAGAAUCAGCGACAGCUUGCACGAAGGCGGAAUUGUCUCUAUCUACUACCUCGGCUGCAUAUUCGGCUGCUUUGCUGGAGGUUGGCUAGCAGAUAGAAUUGGUCGUAUCAAUGGUCUUUGGAUCGGUUCCGUCUUUGCUCUGGUCGGCGGAGCCCUUCAGGCCGCUACGCAAUCAUCAGAUUUCAUCCUCGUCGCUCGUGUCAUCACCGGACUGGGGACAGGCGCUCUUACCGGUAUAACUCCUGUCCUUGUGUCUGAGACAUCCUCGGCGGACCAUCGUGGUGGCUACCUUGGCUACGUCUUCAUAGCCAACUACUUGGGUAUAUCUGUAGCCUACUGGCUCUCGUUCGGCCUGUCGUUCAUCAACAACGGGUACUCCGACAUUCGCUGGAGAUUUCUUCUCGCCUUUCAAUGCAUACCCGCUAUCCUGCUGCUUCUGGGUGUGAAGAUGCUCCCAGAUUCCCCGCGAUACUUGGCUUCCGUUGGUCGCUUUGACGAAGCUCGCGAAGUCCUCACCCAUGUCCGUGGCGGCUACACCCCUGAGAUUGAAAAAGAGUUUCUCGAGAUCGUCGCGGUAGCAAAGGACUCCAAGCCCAGCUCUCCCAUGCAGUUCGCUAAGAUUCUAAUGGGCAAGGGCGGCAAGCCUGGCACGCACCUGGGUCGCCGCGCUUGGCUCUGCUUGUUCCUUCAAAUAAUGGCUUCUUGGUCCGGUAUUACCGCUGUCACUGCAUACUCUCCAACGUUACUUCGCGCUGCUGGUUACUCGACACUUACCCAGAACGGCUUGGCCGGCGGCCUUAAUACCGUUGGCAUUGUCGGUACAAUCAUCUCUGCCCAAAUCGUCGACCGCCUGGGUCGCCGUACUUGUUUGAUGAUGGGAUCUUUUGGACUAUUUGCUGUCAAUCUAAUCGCUGCUUCUCUAUACGAAGCUUCUCGAUCUCAGCCUCAGAAUGCGACGAAGUUUGCACCUGCCGCUGUCGCAAUGCUGUUUCUCUUCAAUCUUGUCUACGCAUCGACCUGGGGUACCGUCGCAUUCUUGAUCCCAACAGAGAUUUGGAGCUCCGACAUGCGCGCACAGGGUAACGGCUUCGGUAUCACGGGUUGGGCUCUCGGUGUUGGUAUGACAGUUCUCGUCAACCCAGUCAUGUUUUCAAAGCUCGAAAACCGCACAUACUUCCUCUUUGCUGGACUGAACUUGCUUUGGAUUCCUGUUGUCUAUCUUCUCUACCCGGAGACGGCUGGGCGCUCCCUGGAGUCCAUUGAAGCCUUGUUUUCGACGAACAGCCCCUUCAACUGGCACAUGGAGCGAGCAUACCGCAACCAGGGUGACCUGCUUGAAACGAAGGACGAGCCUGACGUCGAAAGUUCGCUUGAUGGUGAGAAGAAUAGGUCUCUCAAGGUUGAAGCCGUCUAAGUGGCGUCUCUGCGCAUGUACAUCACCUUGUCCUUGCUAACUGGGGAGCGAGCGCACUGCACAUCGCAAGGAAUGUGAGAAUCAGAGUUCUUAUCGGAGGACUUCGGGUCGGAUCAACGAAUUAAAGACUACACGGAUAGUUUCUGAGGCGACUAUGAUGUUUAUUGGCAGCGUGAUCUUUUCGCUUGUUCUUGCGUCAAUGGCCAUGGAUUGGCGACAGGAUAAUUUGGUAAAUGUUGACACAAUUUCUCUAUGGUAAUCAAGCCUUCAUAAGACUUAUACGUUCGGAUGCCACAAGCAGAAAUAGCAAUCUUGACUUCUCAACCCUUGUGUUAUAGGUGAUAAAGAAAAU
Boeremia exigua is the source of this 2119-nucleotide messenger RNA. Its product is annotated as major facilitator superfamily transporter sugar. Gene Ontology annotation, cellular component: membrane. Bases 184 to 1767 code for a protein of 527 amino acids. The record is from RefSeq and is a predicted model, not a curated record. Gene Ontology annotation, molecular function: carbohydrate:proton symporter activity. The transcript is spliced from 2 exons. Gene Ontology annotation, biological process: carbohydrate transport; transmembrane transport. Lineage: Eukaryota; Fungi; Ascomycota; Dothideomycetes; Pleosporales; Didymellaceae.